AUGCAAGCCUACCUCGAGUCCCCCGGCGAUGCCGGCACCGAGCCCCUGGCCGGCUCUUCCCCCCACGCGGCCUUCGACCAGACCGCCCUGACGGCUGGCAGCCCGGCCAUCGACGACCAGUCUGACGAUGAGUCCUCCCCCUCGGCCGACGGGUCGAUCGGGCCGCUGACCGACGACAUGCGCGCCGCCCGCAUGCAAAAGGGCCAGUGCAUGUACUGCGGAAAGCACAGCGCCACGCUUCCCUGCAUGCGCCUCGUUCGCCGGGGCGUCCCUCCACUUCAGGCCUUCCGGCCCCCCUCGCUGCAGGACCAUGCCCGGCAGCAGCGCGAUCGGGCUCUCAACCGGCUGUGCAUGAUUUGCGGCGGUCACCCGAACAAUGUCCAGUGCAUGCAGAUGCUGCGCAUGGGCCGAGUCCUGGAUCUGACCACCGGCCGGUAUUCCCUCACUCAGGAGGAGCGCAACCGCCGGACCGCCUCCGGACUGUGCUCCUACUGCGGCGUGCACCCGAGCAGUGCUCCCUGUCCGACGCGGCCGGCCCACGUGCAAAACGGCCUGGACCCGAUGUCGGCCCCGACGGCCGUGUCGCUGACGGCCUCCGGGGCGGCCGGCGCCCAGGUGGCCGUGUCGGAUCCGUCCAUGCAGCCGGCCGGCCAGUCGCCGGCUGCCCUGGCGCCCGCCUCUUCGCAGCAAUCGGGCCAGCGCCGUCACCGUGGCCCCCUGUCGGCGGAGGAGCGCGAGCGUCGCAUCAAGGCCGGCCUUUGCCUCUACUGUGCCGAGCACAGCAGCUAUGUCCCCUGCCAGCAGCGGCCGCUGAGCAAGUUCCCCGCCGCCGGCGGGCAGCCUCGCAAUGCCGGGGCCCCGCGCCCCCCGGCGCCGCACAUUCUGCAGCAUCCUCGCGGCGCCCAGGGCAACGCCUAUCAUGGCACCAUGCCGGGAGCCGGGUUCCCGGCCGGCGGGGGAAUGCCCCUCGCCCCGCAGGCGGCCUAUGGCCUGGCCUACCAGGCGGACGGCGUGCCACAGGGGGGAAUGGCGUCCGGGCGUCCGGGGCCCCGGCACCCCGGUGCUCGGCCGCGUGCCCCGCACCAUCACUCGGUGACUGGUGCCGGUGUGUCGAUGUCGGCCACCGCCGCCACCCCCACCGGGGGCAGCGAGUAA
Molecule: messenger RNA, 1155 nt
Organism: Fonticula alba
Lineage: Eukaryota; Rotosphaerida; Fonticulaceae
Exons: 1
Coding region: 1-1155 (384 amino acids)
Source: RefSeq, a predicted model, not a curated record